CCAGUUCCGCCCUCCCUCGUAGCCGCCCGCUCGCCUGCCUCCGCCAUGGCCCGGUCCGCCCCCCGCCUCAUCUCCGUGUUCCCGAGCCCCCAGGAGCUGGGGGCGUCGCUGGCCCAGCUGGUGGUGCAGAGGGCGACGCAGUGUGGGGCCGACGCGGGGGGCCCCCGGGGGCGCUUCUUCCUGGGGGUCUCCGGCGGGAGCCUCGUCGGGCUCCUGGCGCAGGAGCUGCCCCGGGCUGCCGCCUCGGAGGGGCCCGCCGCCCCCGACCGCUGGACCCUUGGCUUCUGCGACGAGCGGCUGGUGGGCUUCGCCGACCCCGAGAGCACCUACGGGCAGUAUCGGACUCAUCUUCUCUCCAAACUUCCCAUCCCUGAGAGCCAAGUGAUCACCAUUAACCCCACUCUCUCUGUGGAGGCGGCGGCUGCGGACUACGCAGAGAAGUUGAGAGAAGCUUUCCAGGGGGACAGCAUACCGGUGUUUGAUCUGCUGAUUUUGGGAAUCGGACCGGACGGUCAUACAUGCUCUCUCUUUCCGGACCACCCACUCCUGCAGGAGAAAGAGAAGAUUGUAGCUCCCAUUAACAACUCCCCAAAGCCCCCACCACAGCGGGUGACCCUGACUCUGCCGGUGCUGAAUGCGGCACGGAUGGUCGUGUUUGUGGCUACGGGCGAGAGCAAAGCGGCUGUCCUGAAGCGCAUUUUGGAGGGCGAAGAGGAGAACCCGCUUCCCGCUGCCCUCGUCCAGCCCCACACGGGGAAGCUGUACUGGUUCCUGGAUGAGCCUGCGGCCAAGCUGCUGUCGGUUCCCUUCGAGAAGCAUUCCAUCUUGUGAAGCUGCUGUCUGGGGUGGGGGGAAUCCAGCAGCCUGCCGCCUUGGGCUCCGAGUUGGCCCUCCCGUUCCGGAGCCGGCCUGUGGGGCCAGAAGAGGGGCGGGGCGCCUUUCCAGUUGCACAUGGAAACUGCAGGAUGGUUAGUGCAAGGUCUGUUUUGUGAACAUCGGUCGGUGUAAAGCGGCUGCCCAGUAUUAAAGGUGUGAAUUUCA
Messenger RNA from Ornithorhynchus anatinus (platypus), 1041 nucleotides. It is a transcript of the gene PGLS, whose product is annotated as 6-phosphogluconolactonase. Gene Ontology annotation, molecular function: 6-phosphogluconolactonase activity. The transcript is spliced from 5 exons. Gene Ontology annotation, biological process: pentose-phosphate shunt; carbohydrate metabolic process. The record is from RefSeq and is a predicted model, not a curated record. Bases 46 to 831 code for a protein of 261 amino acids. NCBI's taxonomy places the organism in Eukaryota, Metazoa, Chordata, Mammalia, Monotremata, Ornithorhynchidae.